Molecule: messenger RNA, 189 nt
Organism: Debaryomyces hansenii CBS767
Lineage: Eukaryota; Fungi; Ascomycota; Pichiomycetes; Serinales; Debaryomycetaceae
Product: DEHA2B11704p
Exons: 1
Coding region: 1-189 (62 amino acids)
Source: RefSeq, a predicted model, not a curated record
AUGUGUUCUUGCCAUACUUCCAAUGAUUUGCCAGAACCUCCAGCAUUUGCUUAUGCUCCUGGGUAUUCGGAGAACUCUUCACUCAUUUACUGUGCCCCUACGGAAUAUAUUGAAUGUGUAAUGAACAUAUCCACGGAAGCUUCACCAUGCAUCUCCAUCACUAUUGUAGUGUGGCAUAUCCAUGGGUAA